This is a messenger RNA of Camelus dromedarius (Arabian camel), 4132 nucleotides long. It is a transcript of the gene FGF1, whose product is annotated as fibroblast growth factor 1. Lineage: Eukaryota; Metazoa; Chordata; Mammalia; Artiodactyla; Camelidae. The transcript is spliced from 5 exons. The record is from RefSeq and is a predicted model, not a curated record. Gene Ontology annotation, molecular function: growth factor activity; fibroblast growth factor receptor binding. The coding region runs from base 589 to 1056 and encodes 155 amino acids. Gene Ontology annotation, biological process: positive regulation of endothelial cell migration; positive regulation of MAP kinase activity; lung development. Gene Ontology annotation, cellular component: nucleus; cytoplasm.
UGGGCUUUCUGUGGGUACACCGGCCACACUGGUAGGGGCCCCAAGAGGGUGACCUCACACCGCACUCCACCGCUUCCCUCCCCAGGCUCCCCAAGGCUAGAGGAACAGCCUGGAUCAGGGGCCUGUGUGGUGUGUGAUCUGCACACAGCCCUUCUCUGGGGGCUCCCUUGGGCUCCAUUCACACCAGAGAGGCAGCAGAAGAGAGGGGACAAGCAGAUCCAACAGCCUGGACUCUAGGAGAGUAAGGGCAUCGCCUCCUUCGGUGAAGGACACUCCCUUCUGAUGGAGAAUGGAAACUCCCUUCUUCCUGCAGCAGCCGGCCUGCAGCGGCCCUGGUAGGACGGCGUGGACGCCCUAGGCUGUCACAGCUGCCCGUCGCCCCAGAAGGAGGGUCCCCAGAGCCAAAGCACAGAGAGCCGCAGUCACCGGGAGGUUCAGAUUGCCAGCUCGGGGCUGCAGCGCGGUGACAGUGACAACGCAGAGCAGCCCAGACCGGGUGGAUUCUCUUUCCCCUCGGCCGGAGAGGGGCGCAGCCCUCAGCCUGCAAGCUCUUCGGCCUCGACAGCGCCUGGCAGCAGCUGCUGAACCAUGGCUGAAGGGGAAAUCACCACCUUCGCGGCCCUCAGGGAGAAGUUUAACCUGCCUCCGGGGAACUACAAGAAACCCAAACUCCUCUACUGCAGCAACGGGGGCCACUUCCUGAGGAUCCUUCCAGAUGGCACUGUGGAUGGGACCAGGGACAGGAGCGACCAGCACAUUCAGCUGCAGCUCAGUGCGGAAAGCGUGGGGGAGGUGUAUAUAAAGAGUACCGAGACUGGCCAGUACUUGGCCAUGGACACCGACGGGCUUUUGUACGGCUCACAGACACCAAAUGAGGAAUGUUUGUUCCUGGAAAGGCUGGAGGAAAACCAUUACAACACCUACACGUCCAAGAAGCACGCCGAAAAGAAUUGGUUUGUUGGUCUCAAGAAGAAUGGAAGCUGCAAACGCGGUCCUCGGACUCACUACGGCCAGAAGGCGAUCUUGUUUCUCCCCUUGCCAGUCUCCUCUGAUUAAAGAAAUCUGUUCUGGGUGCCGACCAGUCCAGAGGAGCCUGAAGGGGUCCUCACCCCCCGGCCCCAGAUUGUUCCCUUGAUCAUCGGCUGCGCUAACCCCUGGCCCACUGAGCCUGAAUUUAUAAUGCGCUUCUCAAUGCCCAGUUCACUUCUUUGUAGAGCCCUUCACCCUGGCACAGUUUGGAACAGAGGGACCGAAUGGCUUUUAGGGGCCAACUGGCCAGACAGUCUGGGUCUGGUUUAGAAGUCCAGUUGCCUCUGGGCAUCUACUGCAGGCUGAGCCUCUCAAUGCAAGGGCAGGGCCAAGUGAAGUGUGUACGGGGGGCGGGCUGCCAAAUGGGUUGUUAGUAACUGCAUGCAACUCCCUCUGCAGAGUAAACCCCGUCUGCGAGUCCCCCAAACAUCUGGCAUGACUCCCUUUCUUCCUCUCACGCAUAUUAGCAGAGACACUUAUGGCUAGAUUAGCGGAAGGCAGCUUUCCAUGAGUGGAAAGAAGGAUGAAGAAAUCCCCUCUCGGGAACAGAAGGGAUUGAAAUGGCGCGGGGAGACUGACUGGAUUCUAGUGGACAGUCUAGAGGGAUGAAGGCUGGGAGGCUCAGGCACAGGAGAGCAGAAUGAAUGCACAACCUUGGGAGCUGUUUCGAUGCCCUGACUUCCCCAAGGUUCUCUGGCAGCAGGAAGCCCCCGGCUGAUGCUGGGGGAGAGCAGGAGGUGCGGGUUCCUGAGAAAAGCAAGGACAUCGGGUGUUGGGAAAUUCAUUUGGGUCUGAGGAGUGGGUGCAAGAGUGAUAAGAAAGAAAGGGAAACAUGGGCUGGGGGGAGGUUAUCAUCUAAAUAAAGAGGAUGAUUCUACAAGUGAGACAGAAAAAGAAAGGGACGUCACAACCCGUGCUUGGCCACCAGAAAGCAGAGGCUUUGGGGUCCUGGGGCAGUGCUUACAAAUCAUAUGGGCAUCUCGAUUGACCGCAGAUUCUGGUUCAGUGGGUCUGGGGUGGACUUUUCCCGUUUCUAACAAGCUCCCAGGUGCUGGAGACGCUGCUGCCUCCCUCACCAUACUUUAAGCAAGGUCCCCGAAAGUGUUAUUCAAAUGAAGGGGGCUCAAACGCCAGCCCUCCCCAGCCACGCCCGUGAAGCCACACACCCGUGGGUCUUCCGGGGCACUCAGACGGCUCGGGCAGCCGUGCCUGUGUUACGUGUUAAGGGGCCUGGGUUUAAGGCGCUUUGGCCCCAUGUCUCCAAAAUGCCCAUUUAGAAGAUAAACCAAAGCAUACUUCAGAAACGUUAACCCCUCACAAACAGCUUUUCCCAAAAGGCCAUUUGUGUUACCAUUACUUGUAUAAAUGUGCUUCCUGCUUAAAGUGAACUUGACCCGAGCGGCUAGCAAAUUAGAAACACCAUUCAUCUCUGACAUGAUACUGUUGCCACAUAAAGGCCUUUAAUAAGCCAUUUAAACUUCCUGUGAGACUGUACGCUUAGUCACGCUUAAAAAUACAUCCUCAAAGGCAGUUAGACUGAUCAGCGUGCAGCCACUGAGAACGACAAUAGGACAUGACGUAUAAGCUCAAUCAUCUGCUGCUUAGACCACCUUUUCCUAUAAAAUGAGAUUUUUCUCUGUUUCUUGCUGUGCUAUUAUCAACUCUCCUUUGAAAAUGGGGGGCUCUUAAGCAGUGAUGUAAUUCUGGAGAAAAACUGCUGAGAGUGUUAGCUCGUGCUUUCUAAUGAACUGAAGUCAUUAUUAAUUGAAAGGUAACUCGUUAGUAAUUGGACUGUCUAUUCUGAGUGGAAGAAAACUGACAAUCUGUGAAAGCUCAAAGUGACACUGCAACUGAGGGACCGAACCAAGUUAACACUACGGUUAACAGUAUCUUUCUGCAUUUGUACAGCAAGUUUUAUUUCAUCACUUUUUUUUUUGUUUUGUUUUUGUAACUUGGAUAAGACGAUUCUUAUUUUGUUUUAGUAAAUCUUUGCAGGCAAGUUGGGGAUAGUGCAGUGCGGCCUGACAUCUCUUUACUAUGAAGACUUGGCCAGAAAAAGGUACCCAGAGAGGAAAUCCAAGAUAUUUAUAAUGGCCCAUAACUUUUAGUGUAUGAAUCAAAUUCAAGUGUAACAUUGGCCAAGGAAAAUUAAAUACUGCGGCUAACAGAUGAGACGGAAGUCUGUGGUUUCAGAGACCCAAAGCGUUUAGAAGAAACACUACUGUGACCUUGACAACCUCAGCCCAGUCAUUAUUCAUGUAUUCGUUCAAUGAAUAUUAAGUGCCAACUGUGUGCCAGGCACUGGCCUGGGUACUAGGGCCCCUGGGAACCUUGUCUGUCUGGUUUGCUGCUGUCUUCUCUCCCAGGGCAUUAUAUUUAUGGUGAAGGAUUCAUUUCUUUCAGUCAAGUAAAAAAAAGAGACCGUGGGUUCCUGCUGAAUGAACAGCAAGUCCCAGAAACCAAGGUUUUGGAAGAAUUAGCAACCCGCAGCAUACAAGAAACCCCUAUGGAAAUGUGAGAGGACGCGGCAAGGUAAACCUAACACUUCACCUGCAAGCCCAUGUCAGUUCAGGGGGACCACUUUCCAAAAAGGAAGGCAGGCUGUCUGAUCUUGUAAGAAAGGAGCGGCCGGUGGUUCCCUGCCCCGUUCUGAGCAUGUUCCUUACACAUGGAGCAUUCCUGUUGCUCUCCCUCCCGCUUGAGGAAGUCUUGGAGCCAUCCGCCUGCCGUGUGGCCAACUGUUACGAGUUGCCUGACAUUCUGUACGAAGCACCAGGCAUUUCGAUGGUUUUCAGUGUGGUGGUGGAGGUGGUAGGGAUGUGUUUCCUUGGAAGGGAUGAUAAUUAAAGCCUCCUACGGCCAACAGCGUGCACUUACAAAACACUGACUGGAGCAUCACGUGUUACUGAAGAUCAGGGUCCUCGCUUCGUGUUGGAGGCAACGGAGCCCAGGUCCUCAGCCUUGUACAGUGCACUGCUUAAACCAACCGAGCUCCUAGGCUGCAAAGCAGACCUCUGAAGAAGAUGCCUGCCGUUUUUCAUCACCAUCUCUCUUUUUUUUGCACCCUAAAAAUGCUAAUAAAUGUUCCACUUCUAGGUGAUAA